AUGCGAGCGUGCGCCAUGUCCAUGCGAUAUCGACUCAUUGUCUUGCGAACGCGGCAGGCGCAUCCCAGACUAGGACUCGAUGCCCUGGGGCUGUUUUGGCUUGUUUUUCAUGCGCUCAUACGCUUUGCAACAUUCUGUAACACAUGGCAGACUGUAAGGCGGAGUGAUGAACAAGACUUGAGAGUGCCGAUGUCGACAAGCCGGGUGGAGUUGAGGCUUCGGAACGUGAGCGCUUAUGUCGAUCGUGUCCCAAGCGCAGACGGAACGGAAUCUCUUGCAGGUCAAGAGUCAGUUUCCAGGUUGGUGGUUAUCUUCGCUUGCUCACUCGUUUGA
This is a messenger RNA of Bipolaris victoriae FI3, 333 nucleotides long. RefSeq lists its product as hypothetical. Bases 1 to 333 code for a protein of 110 amino acids. The transcript is spliced from 2 exons. The record is from RefSeq and is a predicted model, not a curated record. NCBI's taxonomy places the organism in Eukaryota, Fungi, Ascomycota, Dothideomycetes, Pleosporales, Pleosporaceae.